GGAUCUUGGAUCGGCGGUCCGGAUUAGAAAGAACUAUUCAGGUAUACAGAUCGGAAAAGCUGCUCAGGUUAGUGCUUGUGUUUAUUUGCGACUGCGGACAGUGCAUUUUGGUGCGUGAGACAUUUUUAUAGUUUGUUUAUACUCCGCGUACCGGAAGAUCUGCGAAUAUGCUGGGGUACUACCUCUUUCUGCUGGUGGUAUAUAUAAUAUGUAUUGCUAACAUAUCGGCAUGGGAAACGCCGUCUCCACACCAAUACCACAUCCAAACUGACGAAGGACCUGAGCGAUAUUUCCGAUACCAAACCGAUAGUGGCCAAUACCGAAAAGAAAAACGACUCGAAGAUGGCACCGUGGUUGGCACAUAUGCCUGGAUUGAUGCUGAUGGCAUGUUACGGCAACGUGACUACAUCGCAGAUAACGAGGGCUAUCGAAUACUUAAAACCAAAAAUGUUUUUGUUGGAAGAAACAUGAAUGUUGGAGAUGCAAUAAAAUCAGCGAAGAAGUAUCCUGCUACUGCUGGAACCUUAGUCAAAACUCGUCCAGAUUCGUACAGAGGUCCUAUUCGAGGAUAUAAUAGUGUAUCUUUUGUGCCUAGUAGUACUCAAUCUCCAAUACCUUCCUCAAGCUAUAGUCCUUAUAUUCCAAGCAGUACUCCAUCAUCAACAUAUGUACCUAGUAGUACUCCUUCGCCAGUAUCUUUUUCGAGUUACAAUCCAAGUUCGCUUUAUAUUCCUAGCACAACCCCUACGACUGUUCCAUCUAGUACUUAUAGACCCAGUUCGAUAUCAACCAUAUCAGGGUCACAGUAUUUAAAUCUUGAUUUGUCAUUAAAAUCAUUGUCACCAAGUCCUUACAGUCACUUAUCUUCAACAGAACAACCAGUUGUGCAAAUUACACCCAAUGCAUUUCCUAAAACAGCUUAUGGAUAUGUUCCUCUUAACUUCAGUUACUUUAAUGGAAAUCAAAUCCAGUCUACACCAAUUCCUCUUGUACAACCAACCGAAGUUCCUUACUACCGAUCUUCUCCUACACCUAUAGCUGGCACGACUGAACGUCCUGUCAUAUAUUCUCCGUCUUAUUCGCCAGCUGAUUUUGGUUCUUCGCAGGAAGUUGACAGCAACUCUUUGGAAUACAAUCCCUACGUCCGGCAAGUGAAAGAUACAUACAGAUUCCAGAAUGGACCUACAUAUCCACUAGAUCGAAACGGACGACCGUACGUUGGAUCAGAUUCUAAACACCCAACAUACGAUGGAGUAUCAGUUACUAAUGACGGUUUUAGGUACUACAUACCAAGAGCCUAUCACGAAGAAGAGACUCAGCCAGGCGACAAAAGGUCGGGUAGCUUCGGUUACAUAGACCCAUUUGGUAUCAGAAGAGUUAUUUAUUAUAAUACUGCUCCAGGUACCGGCUUCCAGCAUCGAAAGAACAACAGAUAUGUAGGUUUUAAUGCGGCACCUUAUGAUCCUCGGCCUUACAGCGAAUAAGAAGCCUUUAAGGUUAUCUAACUUUAGAUUCAUCUUGCCAACUUAAGUGCCAAAUGUGAGAGUAAUCGAAGACGAUAUACGAAUAAUAUCGAAAUAAAAAUAAAUUAAAGGAAAUCAUAUUACAACUGCCAUAAGUGUAAGACAACACGGAGUGUCAGAUCAUAUGUGAAUAUGUUUAUUUUUAAAAUAUUUUCCAUAUUUGUUUUAGCUUUAUUGAAUACAAUAUAGCCAAUUUAUUUUACUACUCUGUAGCCACAAGGCUUUAUUAAACUUAAAAAUGAUAAUUAUCAAAAUUUAUAAAUUUUACUAAUAAAAUUACUUUUAAAAAAUCGAUGAAACGGAACCUAAUCAUAAACUAUUAGAAGAAUUUUAUUAAUAAUGAGUAAGAUAUUUAUAUAAACUUAAAAAUCUAAAAUAAAUGAAUUCAGUGCGAUGCCACUACUUUGUGGCUAUGUUUCUGUAUGUAUCAUUGUAUACUCAAAUACAAAAACAUCAAAAACUUCAUUGCAAUACUACAGAAAAACUCAAAUCAAGUACUUACUACUACUAGUCACCUAGUCAGGCUCUAUUCUCACUCAAUAUAUUUUUAUAGAGAUCCCGUGACAUAAAUGUGGAAAUAUAUGCCUAAUUACAGACUAUUUCACAUCUUUUCCAGUACUCAGAGCAACGAGUAUAGAUGAGAAUGACUUCCUUAUCAUCACAGAACUAUAUUGAUAUCAGAUAACUCAAGUGAGGCUAAAGAGUAACAUGUCGCAGAAGAUAGUCAUGAGAAAUGCUUUAGUACGCGUUAUGGCCUAUAUAUAACUAUCACCAAAAUAAAACUUAUGGACUUCUCCAAAUUACAAAACUCCUAAUACUUGACAGAAUUGUUGAAUAGGUGUCAUACGUCAGAUACCUAGGUGCACUAACGAAAGAUGUCCUAUCAAUUAUUAAACACUCUAGAAAGAUGUUUAUUGGAAUGAAAAACUGUCCAUCAGGGGGAUCUAGACAAAUAAUUUCGAAUCCGAAUGCCAUGCUGUUAUGUAUUAUAAUAUUUUUCUCUACGUCAGUUGGAGCUGGAUUCUUAACCGCUCGCUAGAAAAUGCAUGAAAACUUUUUAAAUAUAUUUUUAGCGGAUAAUACUUAAAAUUUCCUCGUAUUCGUAUAACAGAAUAUACAAGAACAAGGAUCUGGUGCUAACGAUCAAAUAACGCAAACAUUGUGCAUGCAAUGAAGGGAUAUAGAUACGAACUACUUUUGUUGAUUAUUGAAAGAAAAGUUCAGGAAAAAAUGUCAACUGAAACAAGACAAAAUUCCUGGCUCAAGGACCAAGGUCUUCAGCGCCUCUAUUUCACACUUAACUACAGCCAAUUGGAUCGACAACAUUCGAAGAGAGGCGGCGCAGUUACUAUAAGCCUCAAAGCAAGAAGACAGUAAACAGAUCAAACUACAGACAGAUAAUAGGUUCACAGAAGAUAUGAAAUCUAAGGAAUUAGUAAGAUUUGUUCGUAAUCAAAGAUCAAAGAAAAUAUGAAAAGUACCAUUGAGGAAUAAAAACCAAUAUCUAAAUGGGUAGAACAUUAGGAUUCACCCAAAUAGAAUUGUGAAGAGAAAAAAACCGGAAUAUUCCCCAGAAAACUCUAACAUUAGAAUGGGACUUGACAGAUAUCACCUUAAAAAAGGUGGAAAAAGCAGUUAUUUAAACAAUUUUUAAAAAAAUAAGUAUACCUGAACUAGAAAAUAAACUAGAAGGACUUGAAAGCUGGACAUUGAAGCAAGAACACAUAAAGAAAUGGGCAAAGGAUGCAAAAUAAUAAACACAAUAAAAAUAACAAAGUUGCAAUAUCUGGGACACGUAAUAAGGGGACAGCGAUAUGAACUGCUAAGGCUGAUAAUACAGGGAAAGAUAAGAGGAGGAAGGAGUAUAGGAAGAAUAAGAGUAUCAUGGUUGAAUAAUUUAUGAUGCAGUUCUAUAGAUCUCUUUAGAGCAGCAGUAGAUAAAGUAAAGAUAGUGAUGAUGAUAUUCAACCUCCGAUUGGGAGACAGCACUUAAAGAAGAAGAAGAACUAGAAGGUAUCAAAAUACAAAAAAUUAUUGUAUUUUGAGAAAAAAUUUUUAAAGAUGUCUUAAUGAAGAAACUAUGCAUUUGUUAAGGAAAGAAGGAUUGAAUAUUUCAACCUUUAAAAAGCUUGCUAAAUACAACUGCAAUAGUUCCCUGUAAUAUUGUGAGUUAAUUUCAUAGGCGGAUUAAAAAAACCUUUUUUGGUAGACUAUAAUUUGCGUAGACCAAAAUAUCAAUUACUACAAUUACAAUUACAAUUACAAAAAGAGAAUAAAUGUCGAGUAGACGUACCUACGAUUGAUAGCUAUUUAGCUUGUUGCAAGUAAUCGAAAAAAUUUCGAAAGAUCUCAAGAAAAUUAGUUAGAACUAGUGGAAGAAAUACAUAUAAUCAAACCAUAAAAACAAUCAAAGAUCUGCAUACAGACACAUACACGCACAAAUAAAUGAAGGGUAAUACAUAUCCAAUGAGAGAAUUUAGUGUUACUAAAUAACUCAUACAAUGUUGCUACCUUUUCCACUGCUUGUAACACCAACAUGUUGCAAAAUGGUCUAGAGUCAGAAAAACAUGAUGAAAAGACCAGUUUAAUAGAAUUAUAGACUGGCAAUGAUUACAAUAGAGAAUAAACCAAUACUAGCAGACCACCCAGAAGACCCCCCAAACGCUGGUGUGUAAGAAAUUGGACACCAAAAUCCUAAUUUAGGCUACAACUUCGAAAAACAAAGCAUUGCCUUAAAAUAAUAAGAAUAGGAAUAAGC
Molecule: messenger RNA, 4281 nt
Organism: Diabrotica balteata
Lineage: Eukaryota; Metazoa; Arthropoda; Insecta; Coleoptera; Chrysomelidae
Source: the annotation of a GenBank genome assembly